GACAUACGCGCGCGCCACCUACUCAAUAAAUAAAAAUCAUUAAAUGACAAAAGGGAAAUUAAGAAAAAUACUUAUUCGACGAAAUUAUCAAAUCGUAAAGAAUUUUUAUAUAUUAAGAUACCAUGGGAAUAUUUCCAAAUUAUCACAAAUAAUCAUAUUUUUGUUCCACUGUAUUACAAAUUUUUGAUAAAUAAACUCCCAGAAGAAAACUAAAGAGAGAGUAUGGUGUCGUCAAAUCUCCUGACUCUACUUCCGGGCACACUUUCGCAAAUAAUUAUGAAAUUGCUCUAAAAAUUAAUAAUUAUUCGCCGAGGAAGAGCAAAGUAAAAAAACGUAUCAAAACGUCAAAACGUGUGUGUCGCAUCGUGCCCGGCCCAAAUCGAUACCAAGCAGUCCUAAUCAGCUGAUCUGCUCAUCCCCCUUCCAUUCUACUAGUUUCCAUUCAUGACACACAACACACCCUAAAGGUCGCCAACUGUCAAGAAACGGUUGUAAUUGUUGAAGAAAAUUGAUAUUACAUACUUAUACAUAUACAGUGAACAUUGCAAAAUUUGUGGAGCAUGGCAUGGCACUGCAAUGGUGUAACAAAUCAAGAGAUGGUGGCCAAGUUGAAAGAAACUGGUAUUCUAACAACAGCCAGAGCAGAAGCUGCUAUGCUCGCAGUAGACAGAGCAAGAUAUUGUCAUGAAGCAAAUCCUUAUCUUGAUCAACCUAGAAAAAUUGGUUACAACGUUACAAUCAGUGCUCCACAUAUGCAUGCCUAUGCAUUGUCGAUUCUCUCCGAUCAGCUGUUUGAUGGUGCUAAGGCAUUGGAUGUUGGUUCAGGUUCCGGUUAUUUAUCAGCUUGUAUGGCUUUUAUGGUUGGUCCUCGUGGACGAGUCAUCGGUAUCGAGCAUAUUCCUGAACUAAUAGAGGUUUCUUCAAGAAAUGUACGGGAGGACUGCCCUCAUUUUCUCAAAGAUGGCCGUCUCAUAUUUGUUGUGGGAGAUGGCAGAUUGGGACAUACCACUGAUGGGCCUUACAAUGCUAUACAUGUAGGAGCUGCAGCUGAAACCCUUCCGCAAAAGUUGGUAGAUCAGCUAGCUCCUGGAGGUCGACUUAUCUGUCCUGUAGUUGCCAUUGAAGGUUUCCAAAGAUUUCAAGAUUUACUACAAGUGGAUAAGAAAGCGGAUGGAUCUGUCACAAAACAAAAAUUAAUGCAAGUUUCAUAUGUUCCUCUAACUGAUCCUAAUACACAAUUACGUAACUGAAGUACUUAGUAAGUUUUGCUACAAGUUUAAGAUAGCAAAAUGCUUACCAGUAAUCGUUGAUAUUGGAACCACUGUGCUACUUUGUUUUACGCAUAAGCAAAUUAUAGAAGCAGUUGCCCCUUUUCGACUGAUGGCAUAUUAUUAAUAAAAUAUAUUUUACUUACACCUUAA
Polistes canadensis is the source of this 1421-nucleotide messenger RNA. Its product is annotated as protein-L-isoaspartate(D-aspartate) O-methyltransferase-like. NCBI's taxonomy places the organism in Eukaryota, Metazoa, Arthropoda, Insecta, Hymenoptera, Vespidae. Bases 561 to 1250 code for a protein of 229 amino acids. Gene Ontology annotation, cellular component: cytoplasm. The record is from RefSeq and is a predicted model, not a curated record. Gene Ontology annotation, molecular function: protein-L-isoaspartate (D-aspartate) O-methyltransferase activity. Gene Ontology annotation, biological process: protein modification process. The transcript has 6 exons.